Molecule: messenger RNA, 5010 nt
Organism: Paramecium sonneborni
Lineage: Eukaryota; Ciliophora; Oligohymenophorea; Peniculida; Parameciidae
Source: the annotation of a GenBank genome assembly
AUGAUAAUCUCUAAUGGAAUUUGUGUUUGUGCAUCAAACCAAUAUUAUGAUUCUCUUACUCACAUUUGCCAGAGUAUUAUUCUCUAUAUAUUUAUAUUCUAGAUUGCCAUCCAACAUGUACAACUUGUUCGAACUCAGAUUAUUGUUGCGAUGCAAUGUCAUUCUUACAGUUUAAUAUAUAAACAAAUGCUUGUGAAUGUUAAAAUGGAUAUUAUCUUGCUGCAGUUAAUACUUGCUCAUGUAAAAACUUUUUAUUUUAUUUUAUUCUAUAGAAUGUGUUUCCCCUUGCUUAUUUUGCUCUAGUUUAUCUAUCUGUACAACUUGUAUUAAUGGAUAUUAUCUAUCAUCAUCAUCAUCUUGUUUAGGUAAAUAUCAUAUAAUAACUAUUUUAGUUUGCACAUCUCCUUGUUUAAAUUGUAUUAAUACAUCUACAGAAUGUUUAAGUUGUCUUUCAAAUACUAUGUUAAUUGUUAAUUCAACUUGUACUUGUCCUUCAAAUUAUUAUAUCAACUCGAGUCAAACAGAUUGUAUUCAAUGUCAUCCUACUUGUUUGACUUGCAUUGAUUCUAAUCAUUGUUGUUUUUCUACUGAAUUUAAAAUUUUGGACUCCAUCACCAAUCUAUGUAAAUGUUAAGAUGGCUAUUUCGAUUCUGAUGGUAUAUGCUAAUGUAAAAACAUUUUCAUUUAAUAAUAGAAUGUGAUCAAAAUUGUUUAACUUGUGAAACUUCUUCUACUAAUUGUUUAACUUGCGUUAGCUAAUUUAAAUUAGACCUAACAGAAUGUAAAUGCAUUAUAUCUAAUUAAUUUAUUAAUAAUUUAGGAUUAUGUGAAAGUAAUUCUAUAUUUUUUUAUUUUAGAUUGCUCAAUAAAUUGUUUAACUUGUUCAAUAAGUGCUAAUAAUUGUUUAAGUUGUGAUGAAACUAAAAAAUAUUAACUUGUAUAAGGUGUUUGCUAAUGCAAAACUAAUGAAUACUUAAAUGAUAAUGGAAUUUGUACUGAAUGUCAUAAAACUUGUCUAUCAUGUAUAAAUGGUUUAGAAAUUGGAUGUUUGGGUUGUAUACCAUCAAGAAAGAUGAAUCCUGAAAAUAAAUUAUGUGAAUGCAAUGAUGGAUAUUUUAAAGACGAUAAUAAUGAAUGUGUAAAAUGUAACAAUAAAUGUGGAAAAUGUUUAAAUGAUCAUGAAUGUUUAACAUGUUCUGAGAAUAGAUCUCUUGGUUAAGAUGGUGUUUCAUGUAUCUGUAAUAAUGGAUUUUUUGAGAAUGAGAAAGUAGUUUGUCAAAGUAUAAUAAUAAUUUUAAUAUGCAUAGGAUGUUCUCCUCCUUGUUCUACUUGUUCAAACACAUAAGAUUGUUUAAGUUGUAUAGAUGGUAAUAAAUUUAUUAAAAUAAAAAAUAGUAAAUAGAGAAGUUGUGUAAAAUAGAUGUUAAUGUUUAAAAGGGUUUUUUGAGGAUGAAUAGAAUCAAUGUGAGAGUUGUUCUAGUAUAAGAGGAAAGGUGAAUGAUAUUUGUAAUUAUAUAAAUUGUGGUGAUGGUGAAUUAACUAAAGGAGAAUAAUGUGAUGAUGGAAAUAAAAAUAGUAGAGAUGGUUGUACAGAUUGUAAAAUAGAUUAAUUAUUUACUUGUGUGAAUAAGAUGUUAUCAAGAUCAAUCUGUUUUUAAUGUGUUUCAAAUUGUUAAACAUGUUCCUUAAAAGGAUUUAAAAGUUCUUGUGAUGAAUGUUACAGUGGUUAUUUUCUAAAAAAUGAUGAAUGUUUAAAAUGUUAGGAUAGUUGCCAUACUUGUAAAGAUAAUAAAACUUGUCUGACAUGUACAAUAAUAGAUGCUAAACCUGAUGAAAAAGGUGCAUGUCCAAAAUGUACAAAUAUUAAAGGAUAUUAUAUUAUUAAUCGUAAAUGUGUAACCAAAUGUGGAGAUGCAAUAUUAGUUGAAAGUGAAUAAUGUGAUGAUGGUAACAACCUUGAUGGAGAUGGUUGUAGUUCUUAAUGUUAAAUAGAAAAGUAUUAUACUUGUAAAGAAACCUUAUGUAGCAAAAUACCCUAACCUUAAGUUGAUGCUACUUAUACAAACUCUACUACAUCUGAGAGUAUGGCUCUAAAUUUUCCUAUUGAUCAAGGCGACCCUUGUAUUAAAAUUAAUAUUACCAUUGACUCCUUCCUUCCAACUGAUUUCUAAUCAGCUAUCAAGUAUGAAUAAAUUGAUGACAAUCUAUCUAAAUGCAACAUUGAUUUUUAAUUCAACAAAACUAUUGAUGUUGGAAAUCUCAUACAUAUCUUUAUUCCAGUCAAAGUUAGAACUUCUAGAAGAAUACUUGAAGAAGAAACCAGAGAAAUUAUUAUCACUCCUAGAAAAAAAAUUAUUUAUUCUUAAAAUUAAGUCUAAUAAGCUGAAAGUGCUAGUAAUGCUUAAUCUACUCUUGGUGAUAUGCUCUAUUUUAUAGCACCUACUGCCAUACUAUUAGGAGGAUUCAAUUUCUUUUGGACUAUUAUGGAUAUUUUAAGUUGGAUCAACAAUCUUUAUUAUAUCAAUAUCUAUUUCCCUGAAAAUGUUAAAAUGUUCUUUCAAAAUUCAGCUUGGGGAGACUUUUAAUUAUUCCCAGCCUUUUUUGUCCUUAAUUAACCUUUAGAUCCUUAUUAUAUUGAAAGUCCUAAAAAAUUUAUGGAAAAAGGUGUUGAUCCAAUAUUUCUUAAUAACACUUGGACUUGCUUUGCUAUCAUAGCAAUUACUAUUUCUAUCGAAAUUAUCUCUUGUGUCAUUUUAUUUCUCAUCGAAUUAAUAUGGCCUCCUAUCCUUUAAAAGACAACCUCAUCUAUACAAAUUUUUUAAUUAAAUGAAAUCAGGUAAUCUAAUUUAUUUCAUCCUUAAACAUAAAAUAGAUUCACUAAAAAUAAAAAAUAAGAAUUACAACCUCAAAAAAUAACUGCUCCUAUUAUAAAUUAGAAAAAAAGAUUCCCCUAUCUUAUAGAUAAAAUUUAUUAACCUUUACAUAAUUUUAAGAUUAAUUUCCUAUCCAAUCUUAUUAAAUCCUUAAAUCUAGCCUUUUUGGAUUUAGUAUUAGCUAUUAUCCUACAAUUAACUACAAUCCCUAACAGUCUUAUGGUUUAUUAAAUUGUAUUUAUUAAUCAAAUUUUGUCAUAUGUAAGCAUUAGUAUCUGUGUUGUCACUCUAAUAAUAUCUNUCGUAAAUGUGUAACCAAAUGUGGAGAUGCAAUAUUAGUUGAAAGUGAAUAAUGUGAUGAUGGUAACAACCUUGAUGGAGAUGGUUGUAGUUCUUAAUGUUAAAUAGAAAAGUAUUAUACUUGUAAAGAAACCUUAUGUAGCAAAAUACCCUAACCUUAAGUUGAUGCUACUUAUACAAACUCUACUACAUCUGAGAGUAUGGCUCUAAAUUUUCCUAUUGAUCAAGGCGACCCUUGUAUUAAAAUUAAUAUUACCAUUGACUCCUUCCUUCCAACUGAUUUCUAAUCAGCUAUCAAGUAUGAAUAAAUUGAUGACAAUCUAUCUAAAUGCAACAUUGAUUUUUAAUUCAACAAAACUAUUGAUGUUGGAAAUCUCAUACAUAUCUUUAUUCCAGUCAAAGUUAGAACUUCUAGAAGAAUACUUGAAGAAGAAACCAGAGAAAUUAUUAUCACUCCUAGAAAAAAAAUUAUUUAUUCUUAAAAUUAAGUCUAAUAAGCUGAAAGUGCUAGUAAUGCUUAAUCUACUCUUGGUGAUAUGCUCUAUUUUAUAGCACCUACUGCCAUACUAUUAGGAGGAUUCAAUUUCUUUUGGACUAUUAUGGAUAUUUUAAGUUGGAUCAACAAUCUUUAUUAUAUCAAUAUCUAUUUCCCUGAAAAUGUUAAAAUGUUCUUUCAAAAUUCAGCUUGGGGAGACUUUUAAUUAUUCCCAGCCUUUUUUGUCCUUAAUUAACCUUUAGAUCCUUAUUAUAUUGAAAGUCCUAAAAAAUUUAUGGAAAAAGGUGUUGAUCCAAUAUUUCUUAAUAACACUUGGACUUGCUUUGCUAUCAUAGCAAUUACUAUUUCUAUCGAAAUUAUCUCUUGUGUCAUUUUAUUUCUCAUCGAAUUAAUAUGGCCUCCUAUCCUUUAAAAGACAACCUCAUCUAUACAAAUUUUUUAAUUAAAUGAAAUCAGGUAAUCUAAUUUAUUUCAUCCUUAAACAUAAAAUAGAUUCACUAAAAAUAAAAAAUAAGAAUUACAACCUCAAAAAAUAACUGCUCCUAUUAUAAAUUAGAAAAAAAGAUUCCCCUAUCUUAUAGAUAAAAUUUAUUAACCUUUACAUAAUUUUAAGAUUAAUUUCCUAUCCAAUCUUAUUAAAUCCUUAAAUCUAGCCUUUUUGGAUUUAGUAUUAGCUAUUAUCCUACAAUUAACUACAAUCCCUAACAGUCUUAUGGUUUAUUAAAUUGUAUUUAUUAAUCAAAUUUUGUCAUAUGUAAGCAUUAGUAUCUGUGUUGUCACUCUAAUAAUAUCUUAUUAUGUUACAACAAAACAUCAUAUUCUCUUGGAUCAUUAACUUUUUAAAAAUUAAUACGGUACAUUAUAUGAAAAUAUCAACACUAAAUCUAGAACAGCUAUGUUGUACUCAUAUAUUAAUUUGAACAGAAAAGCAUUAUUUAUAAUAGUGGUUGUGUAUUUCUACUAUUAACCACUAUUACAAACAGUUUUUUGUUGUUUCAUAAGUUUUUUAAAUAUAGCGUUAAUUAUUUAUGAAAAUCCUUUUACAUCCAAAGCAGAUCUCAUUUAAAACGGAAUUCCAGAUUUUUGUAUAUUUGUUUUAAUGCUCCUAUCAACAGGGUUUGCACUCGAUGACAUUGUAUGUUAUAUAUUUUAAAAUAGAUUGGUUUAUUAAGUGCUGAUCAAAGAUUUUAGAUAGGUUGGGUAAUGAUAGGAACUAUUGGAUUGUCCAUUUUCGUUUAAAUUGUAUUUUUAUUGAGAGAGUUUGUUAGGGAUUUGUAAGAAAAAUUCUUAAUGAUUUCUAAAAAAAUUAAAAAUUGCUUAAAAUCUAAGAAAAAUUAAUGA